Messenger RNA from Myripristis murdjan (pinecone soldierfish), 2593 nucleotides. It is a transcript of the gene tcaim, whose product is annotated as T cell activation inhibitor, mitochondrial. The transcript has 11 exons. Bases 174 to 1652 code for a protein of 492 amino acids. The record is from RefSeq and is a predicted model, not a curated record. Gene Ontology annotation, cellular component: mitochondrion. NCBI's taxonomy places the organism in Eukaryota, Metazoa, Chordata, Actinopteri, Holocentriformes, Holocentridae.
GCUUGACCUAGCUUGACACUGGAUCUGUAUGAAUGGAAGGCAGGACGACACACUCACUGCAAGGUUAGCCAAACUAACGACCCACUAAACGCUGCAAUGUGGCAAAGGACAUGUUGGGUCCUGGCUGCAGAUGCCAUGAUUUGCCGCUGAUCUGUUGACAGGCAGCAUCAGCCAUGUCUUUUGUCUCACUCCUGCGCCACACAUUGAGAUUGGAGGGCAAACACAUUGCUAGACAUUUUAUCCAACAGAGAGCUCUAUCCGGAGCCGAUGCAAUCAAUGCACUGCGACCGUUUUACUUUGCGGUCCAUCCUGACUUCUUCGGCCAGUAUCCCAGGGAACGGGAGGUGAAUGAAAAUUCCCUAAAGAGGCUAAAUGGCUAUUUGGAAAACCUCCAGAAGCCCGGGGCGCAAUCGGUUCAGCCAACAAAGCUUACUUUUUAUGUCAGAGAAACUAAAGAGAGCAGUGAUAUGCAGCAAGACCUCCUCCCCUCAGGGUUCCGCUCAGUGAGUUUCACCCUGCACACAAAGGAUGUGUUGAGCACAGUAAUGGAUGUUUUGAAGUCCUGCAGCCUGCCAGUAGAGCACAUGAAGGGGCUGAAGGCGAGCACAAAGACAGCCAAGACUUCCCCUGGGGCCGGGAUGCCUUUCUACAGACCCAUCAAAUGGGACAAGACUUACUAUUCUUUCACUGGCUUCAGAGAUCCUGAGCAGGAGAUUCAGCAGGCCAAGAGAGUCGAGCCUACACUCAGCUUAUGGCUGAGAAACAAUGAGCCUGAGGCAACAAAGAAGCACAGCAUUAGUCUUCCUCGGCGAGACGAGCUCAAGAGACUGAAGAAGGAGCUGUGCCAGAAAUUUGACCUGGCUGAUAUCAGGUGGCAGCGUAGCUGGGGAGUCACCCACAGGUGCUGUCAGCUCCAGAGUCUCAGCCGUCUGUCUCAGCAAAACCCCGAGGCCUUGAUCAAUUUGCAAGGACACACCAUUGUCUUCACUGACCAGUCUGGGAUGAACGCCUCAGGACAUGUCAUGCUGGGAACAAUGGAUGUUCAUCAUCAGUGGACAAAACUGUUUGAAAGGCUGCCCAGCUAUCGGAGCCUGCAGCAGCAGACAGAGUGGUUGAAGGAGAGGAUCAGCCUUCUCCUGGGUGGAGCCCAGGUCAUCCACGUUGAGAGGCUGGGUCCUGUCCAGCCCAUCGCUGAGCACUACAGCACCCUCAACACCUUCCACAAGACGCUGAUGCCUCGAUGCCUGCGUCUGCACCCCAGGAGCCUGCAGGGUCUCACCAUAACACUGGACAACAACCGUUACACCCCCAGUCUUCAUGAGAUGGGCCACUUUAUUAUUCCUACCCGCUGUGACCCUCCAAAGCUGCAAGCCUUCCUCCAGAGCCACGCGCACGAGGCCAGGCAGCGCAUGCACCGCACAAACCAGCUGCAAGCAGAGGAAGAGGCAGCAGUGAAGGCGUGCCUCCAGUCUCUCUCCCUCAGAAGCCUCUCGAAGGAGCCCAGCGUCACCUCCAGCCAGAUGAUCCUCUGCUGUAAAAGGCUCCUGGAGCAGCGUUCGCCCCUCAUGCAGGGUCUCCACAUUUGCAUUUCACACUUUUACUCAGUCAUGCAGGACGGGGACCUGUGCAUCCCCUGGGACUGGAAGAGCUGAGUCUGAAGGGAAACGUCCUCCGCGGCUCAGUCCAUCUCCUGUAUAGAAAACAUCAGACAAAAAGCUCUCCCUAAUAGCAGGACGGCCACAGCUGUAAAUGUUUUGGAAAGUUUUUGGGGCAUUUUAAUGUUGUCCAGGCUGCAUAAUGUGGGAGAGGGAGAUUUUGAUUUGGUUUGAGAGAAUAGACACCACAGGAGAAAAAAUGGAAAGUGAUGUCUUUUGAAUUUCUUUGAGGUUCACCACAGAUUGAGUCAUUUUAUAAGAAGCACUUUACUCCUGUACAGGAGAGGUCAAAUAGAGCGUUAAGUGAAUGGACACUUAAGUGUAGUAAAGUCCAAAUUUGGUUUGCACAAAAGGCUUUAAGUCAAUCAGUGUUGAAACCUCAAACUCACUUUGGUUUGAGAAAUUCUCAAAUGUCUAUUUUUGUUAUCAUGUGCACUACACAGAGAGAGAAUUCAGUAUCGGUUCCUUUAGGCCUUUAUACUUUCAGUACAAAUACUUUGCCAGCUCUGGUAAAGACCGUGUGUUCUUUAUAUCUGAAAGGAGCUGUUCAGACUGAAUGAGGGGAACAUUUUUGACAGUUAUUACUUAGUUAACAGUGUGUUACAAAGUUAUGUUACAACUUGAAUACCGCAGACACAUUUCUGUGUCACGAUGUGCUAUUUUUGGUCUCAUGUAUAUUCCUAUAUAGCAAAGAUAUGUUUCAGCAUCAGGGUGACUGAGUGUGGUGUUGAAUUGCUUCACUAGAUGGAGCUGUUCUAUUAAACCCAUACUGGGGUUCAUUCCUCUGAAGGAUUUUCUGGACCUAACCAUAGUCAGCAGGUGGCCAUGGUGAGCUGAAAUUGCUGUUUUAGCUGAGUAUAAAAAUAAUCUGUGUUUGGAAAGUCAUAAUAACCAAUUCUAAUUAAAAACAAUUCUGCUCAAAGUCAUUUCAGGCUUAA